AAUGGGAAACAUGAAGCAUAUUAUGACAAAAUAAAUAAAUAAAUGGCAUGGAUUAAUCAACGGAACAGUGUAUAGAGUAAGCUAACUUCAAUCUGGGAAACGACAAAUCUCGUAUCCAAACACCAGGGCCUGAAAAUACCAGAAGACUCUCAAGCGAUCGGCUAUAGGAGGAAGACUAAGACAGUCUCUGGUCUCGAAUCGUAAGUGCCAAACAAGGAUCAAGAUGGUUUUCUACUUCAAAGCCCGACCAGAGGCAGGCGAUUACCCCAUCUUCAUGGGUCUCGACAAGUACGAGAACGAGGAACUCAUAAAAUACGGCUUCCCCGAAGACAUUUGGUUUCAUGUGGAUAAAAUGUCUUCUGCUCAUGUUUAUUUACGAUUGCACAGAGGUCAGACUAUUGAUGAUAUAAGUGAAGGCGUUUUGGAAGAUUGUGCUCAGCUUGUCAAAGCAAAUUCUAUUCAAGGCAACAAGGUGAAUAAUAUUGAUGUUGUUUACACUCCAUGGUCCAAUUUAAAGAAAACUGGUUCCAUGGAUGUUGGCCAAGUUGGUUUCCACAAUUCAAAAAUGGUUCGCACUGUGAGGGUGGAGAAGCGGAUAAAUGAGAUAGUUAAUAGAUUGAACAAAACAAAAGUGGAAAGGAAACCGGAUUUAAAAGCUGAGCGAGAAGCAGCAAAUGCUGCAGAAAGAGCUGAGAGGAAACUUCAGCUGAGAGAUAAAAAACGGCAGGAGGAGAUGGAAAGGCUUGAAAAGGAGAAACAGGCAGAGAUCAGGAGCUACAAGGGAUUGAUGGUCUCCGAAAAGAUGACAUCUAACAAACAGAUUGCUUCACAAAGCAAGUCCUUGCAGGAAUUGGAAGAGGACUUUAUGUAAUCUCAUUUAUCAAACUGCUCCGUAAGAUCAGCAAACCUUACUGCCAUAGAAUGAUGGAGUUUUCCAUUCAGAAUGUGAUGCCAGGCCCUUAAGUUAUUUCCCUUUGUGAAUAAAUCACCUCAGUCCUAACUGUGGAACUCAGAGGGUGCUAGUAACAAAAAGAUAUGCACAACGUGAAGAAAUGAGAUCACUGAGGGGAGGUGAACUUUACUUUGAAAAAGACCAUUUGUUGUACUUGGAUGAUUUGAUGAAGCAUGAUCUGCAUCUUUCGUUCAUGGUUAGUGAUUGAUAGCAGUAAACUGAUCCAGCAGUUACAUAGCUUUUUUUUUUUUUUUGGUUUUAAACUUACUUACUGUUUGGUAUGCAUGUUUGUAUGGCAAAUUUUAAGCAUUUUGUUUGUUAGAAACCAUUGGAGAAUAAAUUAUAAGCAUGAAGGAUUAUAUGUUUUUGUUUUCA
Mangifera indica (mango) is the source of this 1327-nucleotide messenger RNA. RefSeq names its product coiled-coil domain-containing protein 25. The coding region runs from base 224 to 871 and encodes 215 amino acids. The transcript has 6 exons. NCBI's taxonomy places the organism in Eukaryota, Viridiplantae, Streptophyta, Magnoliopsida, Sapindales, Anacardiaceae. The record is from RefSeq and is a predicted model, not a curated record.